Daktulosphaira vitifoliae (grape phylloxera) is the source of this 762-nucleotide messenger RNA. RefSeq names its product dual specificity phosphatase 21. The transcript has 3 exons. Lineage: Eukaryota; Metazoa; Arthropoda; Insecta; Hemiptera; Phylloxeridae. Gene Ontology annotation, cellular component: cytoplasm. Gene Ontology annotation, molecular function: protein tyrosine/serine/threonine phosphatase activity. The coding region runs from base 59 to 604 and encodes 181 amino acids. The record is from RefSeq and is a predicted model, not a curated record. Gene Ontology annotation, biological process: protein dephosphorylation.
CGUGCCAGAUAAAAGCUCAAGUCCAUCGACAUUGUUGUAACAGGCGAUUUCGAGCAGCAUGGCAGGAACGAUGGUGAUAGGAAGGUGUGUGCCUCCUUCCACUGAAUGCGAGUCUCGUGUACCGAUCAAUGGGGAUAUCAUCUUGAAAAAAUCAGAUUUAUGGAGUGUGUCGUAUAUAUGUCCAGGACUAGCACUUUGUGGAGCUUUAUCUCUUUACACUGACAAAGAUACCGUAAAUAUGUUAAGGCCUACUUGUCUCAUAAACUGUGCUGGCGAAUUACCCGAUACGCCUCUUCCCGAUACAGUAAAGAAAUACCAUAAGAUUCAAGUAAUUGACAAUCCUCAAACAAACUUGCGACCACAUAUUGAUCAGGUCGUUGAUCUCAUACACCAGGAAUAUUUGAACGGUGGACUAACAGUUGUACAUUGUGCGGCUGGAGUGAGCAGAUCGGCAACCUUUUGCAUAGCGUACUUAAUCAAAUAUCGUGGAAUGGACAUGAACAAAGCGUACCGGCAUGUAGCUAAAUGCAGGCCGUGUAUAAAUCCCAAUCGGGGUUUUAUUGAUCAGCUUAUAAAAUAUGAAGAAAAAUAUGCGGAUGUUUAACAUAUCGUACACAUAACAACAUUCCAUUUUUACUAUUUUAAGAUAGAUUUAUUUUAAGAAUGUUUUUUCUUUGAUUUAAUAAAAAUUUUGUUUAUUGAAACUAUUUACAAUGUUAUGUGUAUACAUAAGUAUAAAAAUAGAACAGAUGUUGCUAUUCA